AUGAUGGGCAAUCCCGCAUGGCUUCCUCAGCCAGUUCAGCUGCAUUCAAGCCGCGCAUUCGUAUGCGAUCCACUCACUGCCGAACAAUGCGCCUGGUAUAAGCAACGCUGGCACUAUUGGUACAUCGCCGACCAUGUUUUUGCCCUGCCAACAAUUGCAUUUUUUAUGUGCGCCAUCGGCAUUUUCAUUAUUGGCCAUUUCAUAUCGGGAACCCUUGGCUAUCGACGAUCCCGAGGGCCCCUAUUAUGGCAGAAAUUAAUUGCUGUUGUUCGAUAUCUCUCUUAUCGUGGUUUUCACGUCAAGUCGUUAAAAUGGAACUCAGCCCCGGUUGGAAUUCUUCUCUUGGGACUUGUUGGGACCAUCUUCUUCUUCGGUAUGGACUUGAUUCCACAGCCUUACUAUUGGUCAAGCAAGAUAUAUGGCAAUUCGCCUGCCCUGGCAACCAGAUCUGGAUGGCUGAGUCUGGCAUGCAUGCCAUUCAUCUUCGCGACCGCAAGCAAGACGAAUUGGAUCACACUGUUGACGGCAGUUUCGUACGAGAGACUCCAGGUCUUCCACAGAUGGAUUUCUUAUGCCUUUUUUAUCCUUGCGCUCAUGCACACAUUCCCAUUCAUUGUAUACCACAUCAGAUUUCAUGACAUACACCAUCACCUUUCGUCCAAUCUUGUAUUUUACUGGACCGGCAUCGUUGCGUUAGUCUUUCAAGCAUGGCUCACCUUUGCGUCUCAUAGCACAAUCCGAAAUCUCGGUUAUGAAUUCUUCAAGAUGACGCAUCUCUUCGCCGUCGUUCUAUUCAUGGUGACAUUCUUUUGGCACUGCGGCUUUAGACUCAGCUCAUGGGACUAUUUCAUCGCUACAGCCGCUGUAUAUGUUCCUUGUUACGUCUACCCCUGGCUCCGAACCUACUUUGAGUACGGCGUUGGUCAGAAAGCUCAGCUUCUUGUGGAAGACAAUGGUUUCAUUCGCAUCACAGUUCCGGUUAAGUUCAACUGGAAACCAGGGCAGCAUUGUUUCCUGCGAUUUACAAGCUUUGGUCUACUACACACUCUCUCGUCUCACCCUUUUACUAUCUGCUCUUUGCCUGCGGCGGGGCCGAAUGAGCAAUCUGAACUCGUCUUUUAUAUUCGUCAGGGAACCGGCCUCACUGCUAAGUUACAGCAACAUGCUGUUGAACAGCCUGGAAGUUCGGUGCCCGUACUCAUCGAUGGUCCCUACGGUGGUAUCAAUGAGCAGCAGUAUUAUGAUGGUGGACAUCUCCUCGUCAUUGCAGGCGGCUCGGGCGCAGGCUGGUGUUUCCCGUUCAUCGAACAAUUUGUCAGGCAGCGUUGGAUGUCAGCAGAUGAGGAGCAUGGCCAAAUCGUGUCAACCGACGACAAGAGCGAUUUUCCAACCAAAGUCGUUUCUAAAAGCGCCAGUUCUGGACCUCUCUCGCUGCGUGUCAUCAUGGUUACUCGAGACUUCAAUAGCCGCACAUGGUUUCUCCGUACCAUCAAUGAGCUGUUAGCAAAAUCUUCAGCAACGGAUUCAUCAUCUCAUAUUGACGUACAAGUCUAUGUGACCGGAGCGGAUUCACAAAAUGUCAAUUCAACACAUAUAGCUAUAGAAGACCCGGCUCCGAAAGAAUCCGACACAUUGGCAGGUGAUAAAAUAAUUCCAGAAGAGGGACACAAGCCCAUUUUGCCAGAAAAGGAGUGCCAGGGCCGGCCACAGCUACCUCAAAUUAUCCACGAGGAGGCAACCAGGGUAUUGGAAUCUGAGCAAUCGCUCAACGUCUAUGUUUGUGGACCUACCACAAUGCAGAACGAUGUACGAAAUGCUGCCGCCGAGGAAAACCUAAACAUUAUUACAGGUUCGAAAGCCGGUCAAGUCUAUUUUCACGCCGAACAUUUCUCGUGGGCAUGA
Molecule: messenger RNA, 1902 nt
Organism: Trichoderma harzianum CBS 226.95
Lineage: Eukaryota; Fungi; Ascomycota; Sordariomycetes; Hypocreales; Hypocreaceae
Exons: 6
Coding region: 1-1902 (633 amino acids)
Biological process (GO): iron ion transport; intracellular iron ion homeostasis; copper ion import
Cellular component (GO): plasma membrane
Molecular function (GO): ferric-chelate reductase activity
Source: RefSeq, a predicted model, not a curated record